GUCAAUGUGCCAUUUCUAUAAUGGAGCCAACUAUUUUGGAUCAGGGUUGUUCACUCUGUGAUGUAACUUGUCGAAAUAGUAAGUUAGCCUAACUGGGAGGAAUCAGAUUCUACAAUUGAAUUACUAACAGUUGUAAACUUUAGGUAUUUUACCUAGGCAUAUCGAUUUCAAUUUACAUUUGUAAUUUAGCAGACACUUUUAUCCCGAGCAACUUAGUGCAUUCGUCUUAAAGCUAGGUAGAGUGGUGACACAGGUUGGUGACAGGUGUUCGGCUGGUCAGCAACUCCUGUGUGUUGUGGUCAAUGUAACAAACAGUACGAACAACACAUCCAGCGUCACCAUGGGCCAGGACAGAGGGAAGUAUGAUUUCUACAUCGGCCUGGGACUAGCCAUCAGCUCCAGCAUCUUCAUAGGAGGAAGCUUCAUUCUCAAGAAGAAAGGACUACUCCGCCUGGCCAGGAAGGGACAGUGUAGGGCAGGACAAGGUGGACACGCAUAUCUUAAAGAAUGUCUCUGGUGGGCUGGCUUAUUAUCAAUGGCGGCUGGAGAAGGGGCGAACUUUGCAGCGUAUGCCUUCGCUCCUGCUACUCUCGUCACCCCUCUGGGGGCCCUCAGUGUGCUGGUCAGUGCGGUGCUGUCCUCGUACUUCCUGUCCGAGCGUCUGAACCUGCACGGGAAGCUGGGCUGUCUGCUCAGUAUCUUGGGCUCUACUACCAUGGUGAUCCACGCCCCUCAGGAGGAAGAGAUCAACAGUCUGGACCACAUGGCUCGGAAACUGGUGGACCCAGGUUUCCUGGUGUUUGCCACCUUCGUCAUCAUCGUAGCGCUCAUCUUCAUCUUGGUGGUGGGCCCUCGGCACGGCCAGACCAACAUCAUGGUGUAUAUUACCAUCUGCUCUGUGAUAGGAGCUCUGUCGGUGUCGUGUGUGAAGGGGUUGGGCAUCGCCAUCAAAGAGGCCAUAGCUGGGAGGUCCGUGGUGGGGAACCCUUUAGCCUGGGUGUUACUGCUUGGGCUGGUGGCCUGCGUCUCCACUCAGAUAAACUACCUGAACAAGGCUCUGGAUAUCUUCAACACCUCCCUGGUCACACCCAUCUACUACGUGUUCUUCACCACCUCAGUCCUCUCCUGCUCUGCCAUCCUCUUCAAGGAGUGGGAGCACAUGGCUACUGCUGAUGUUAUCGGGACUCUGAGUGGGUUCCUGACCAUUAUAGUUGGUAUCUUUCUGCUCCAUGCCUUCAAGGACCUUAGUGUGAGCCUGUCCACGCUGGCGGUGUCCAUCAGGAAGGACGAGAGGCCCGGGCCGGCAGCUAACGGAGUGGCAACACACGGCAGCUACGAACUGCUGCGCAAUGACUCCACAGACAUGAACCUGGAGGAGAGGGAGGUGGGCCUGCCAUUUGACAGCCUGUCCAGGAGGAAUGGUACCAUGACAGCCUCUUAGAGGACCUAGCAGCAGACCCCCCCCUCCUACUGAGCCUCUUAGGACCUAGCAGCAGACCCCCCCCCCCCCCUCCUACUGAGCCUCUUAGGACCUAGCAGCAGACGCCUCUUAGAGGACCUAGCUGCCAGGUCCUGCAGACCCCCCCCCAUCCUACUGACAGCCUCUUAGAGGACCUAGCUGCCAGGUCCUGCAGACCCCCCCCCCCACUGACUGACUAGGAUUACGUCCCAAAUGGCACCCUUUCCCCUUUAUAGUGCAAUACUCUGGUCAAAACUAGUGCACUAUAAAGGAUAGGGUGCUGUUUGGGGACUUGCCUAGGACUACACUGGUGUGGAUGGUUGUUUUUUACAUUAAAACAACCAACUCUUGACUUAGAUGGACCCACUGAUUGUACUUGGAUUAGAUUUGCCUUCUGUUCUCUGACGACAUGGAGACAGGGGUUCAUCUCAUCCUCAGAAGCAGGCAAUAUUCAUACUAUGUUAUACAUUCUGUAUUUAAACCUGCACAGAGUUUCCUUCUACAAAUCAACAGCUUUGAUUUUGUAAUAUUCUUGAUGGAGAUCCCAGGUCAGAUUUUUAAUUUUGGCUCCAGUUCUGAGUUUGGCAGGUCAAUAAGGAUAUGUGGCACCUUAUUCCCUACAUAGUGCACUACCCCUAUGGAUCUGGUCAGAAGUAGUGCACUCUAGAGGGAAUAGGGGGUCAUUUGGAACGUAAACUGAUACGUGUUCUUAAUUGUGAUACCUGAAGAGUUAAAUCACCAACUGUUUUUUUUUGUAUCUUUUACAUAAAUGCAUUCAAGAACCAGACGAUAUUUGUUACAUAUUUAUUGAAUGAAAAUGAUUAAAAUAAUUCCAACACAAAAAGGCAAAGUGAAUAAAUGCUUUAUCAUUAA
Molecule: messenger RNA, 2332 nt
Organism: Oncorhynchus kisutch (coho salmon)
Lineage: Eukaryota; Metazoa; Chordata; Actinopteri; Salmoniformes; Salmonidae
Gene: nipa2
Product: NIPA magnesium transporter 2
Exons: 6
Coding region: 341-1441 (366 amino acids)
Biological process (GO): magnesium ion transport
Cellular component (GO): membrane
Molecular function (GO): magnesium ion transmembrane transporter activity
Source: RefSeq, a predicted model, not a curated record